UCUAUUUCAACUCAUAUCGUGAUAGCAGCAGAUACAAAGUGAUCAAAAAAAUGGCUUUCAAAUUAUUCGUUGUACUUUCAGCUCUUUUCGCUGUCUCCCUUGCAGUUAUUUCCGGUGAUUACGGUUCAGUCGGAGUUCAAACUGGUCAAGAUAUCAGAGGACCAUUGAGCACACUUUCAUCAUACCAGAAAUCAAUCAACACCGGCAACUCUCAAUCAUUUGUGUCUCGUACAGACUACACUAGCAACCCUGGUCUUAUCGCUCACCCAAUUGCCCCAGUCAUUGCUCAUGCUCCAGUCGCUGCUUAUGCUGCACCAGCAUACCACGCACCAAUUGCCGCUGCCCCAGUCUUCCAUGGAGCUGCUUACCCAUAUGCCGGUUUCAAAGCACCAAUUGCUGCUGCUGCUUACUACCAUUGAAAAACUUUUAAAUCAUUCUUAUUGUAAAUCCAAAUUGAGUUCAACCAAAAAAAAAAAUAUAAAAAAUAAAAGAAAUUCUUAUCCUUGAUUUGAAAUCUUUAAA
Clunio marinus is the source of this 522-nucleotide messenger RNA. NCBI's taxonomy places the organism in Eukaryota, Metazoa, Arthropoda, Insecta, Diptera, Chironomidae. The record is from the annotation of a GenBank genome assembly.